ACACCAACGCGUCAGUAUACUCGUUUAUUCAGUUUCGUGCCCUUAAAAUACAAACGCAGUCUGAUAAAGUGCUUGGUUUACAGAGCAAGAGAGAUUUGCUCGGACGAAUGUCUUGACGAGGAACUUAACAAUAUUAAAUGGUUGCUAAGUGAAAAUGGUUAUCCUGAAAAGUUUAUUCAUAAAAAUAUGAAUCUGAAACCAAAGCAGUCCAAGUUAACAACAGUUCCAAGAAAAGCCUUAUUCUUAUAGAUGCAGUUCCUAGGGGACAGCACCAGCGAGAUACUUACACAACGCCUUAGAAAUGAGGUAAAAAGAGCAUUCCCUGCUGCUGGAUUACGCUGUAUCUUUAAAACCACUCCUCUACUGCGUUCGAGAAUAAAAGACAAACUGCCUAGUUUCGCCUCCUCCAUGUGUAUCCACCAAUUUAACUGCUCCUGUGGAGCCAGUUACAUAGGCCGUACAAUCAGGCGUGUUUCUAGUCGAAUUUCCCAACAUCACCCUGCCUGGUUAAGCAAAGGACAAACAAAAUCUAUUCGCAGAGCUAUUCUGUCUCAUCUCGUAGAGACAGAACACAGGAUUAACGUUAACCAUGCUUUCAAGGUCAUUUACCACAUACCUACGAAUCUCAAUUUUGCCUUAAGAGUUCGACUACUAAAUAUUGCUGAGGUUGGCUGUGGGGAUCCAUAUUAACAAGCCUAAUUUAUGCAUCCAAAAGAAGUUAGUUCAGACAUUAUCAUUACCUUGGCCAUCCAGGUUUGAAUAAUCCUGAAUUUUUGUGUAAUUUCCUAAUUUUGG
This is a messenger RNA of Trichobilharzia regenti, 795 nucleotides long. NCBI's taxonomy places the organism in Eukaryota, Metazoa, Platyhelminthes, Trematoda, Strigeidida, Schistosomatidae. The record is from the annotation of a GenBank genome assembly.